Molecule: messenger RNA, 4002 nt
Organism: Pyrgilauda ruficollis (rufous-necked snowfinch)
Lineage: Eukaryota; Metazoa; Chordata; Aves; Passeriformes; Passeridae
Gene: TRAPPC11
Product: trafficking protein particle complex subunit 11
Exons: 25
Coding region: 133-3099 (988 amino acids)
Source: RefSeq, a predicted model, not a curated record
GCUCCAUCCCGCCGCAGUGAGCGGCGCUACGGGGAGCACGGGCCCGGGACAGCGGGGCGCUCUUGCGGCCGGCCUGGGCCGCCCUACCCGCCGCCGUCCCGCCGCCUCGCAGGCCGCCGUCCCGGCUGCAGGAUGACCCCUCCGUCUCACUGGGACUUCCCGGUGGAGCUGUGCUGCCGGCCCAUGGCGUUCGUCACGCUCACCGGCCUGGACGUGGUGUACAACGCCGUGCACCGCGCCGUGUGGGACGCCUUCUGCGCCAACCGCAGAGCCGACCGCGUCCCCAUCUCCUUCAAAGUGCUGCCCGGCGACCACGAGUACCCCAAGUGCAGGACGAAGAGGACAUCCUAUGAGUGGUAUAUUCCAAAAGGAAUCCUGAAGACUGGUUGGAUGAACAAACACCUGAAUUUGGUUCCAGCACUUGUGGUGGUAUUCUAUGAACUGGACUGGGAUGAGCCACAGUGGAAGGAAAAACAGUUGGAGUGUGCUACUCGAGUUGAAAUUGUCAGGCAAAGUUUGCAGGGAAGAAAUACCAAAGUUGCUGUGGUUUUGAUUCAGAAAAAAACACCAUUGCCUCCAGGGGAAGAUGUUAUUGCAUCAGAGAGGGCUGCAGCUUUGUGUAAUGCUUGUGACCUUUCUGGAAAAUCACUGUUUGUACUUCCCCACACUGAUCACCUCGUUGGCUAUAUUAUAAGGUUGGAAAAUGCUUUCUAUGAGCACGCACAGACUUACUAUUAUACGGAAAUAAGAAGAGUUAAAUCUCAUAAGGAGUUCUUGAACAAAACCACUCACCAGCUUUUGUUUGUUAGACACCAGUUCAAAAUAGCCUUCUUCAGUGAGCUGAAACAGGAUACACAGAAUGCUCUCAAAAUUCCAGUUUCAUGGAUUUUUUCAUUGUCUUAUGCAGGCUUUGAUCUUUCUGAUCCUGAAAAGGAGAAGAUGGGGAUUUUAUCCCUACAGCUAAAAGAGAAAAAUGUUCUUCACUCAGAGCUAAUAAUCACUUUGUUGAGUAAUGCUGUCGCACAGUUCAAGAAAUACAAAUGUCCAAGGAUGAAAAGUCAUUUGAUGGUUCAAAUGGGAGAAGAAUAUUACUAUGCUAAAGAUUAUGCCAAAGCUUUGAAACUGUUGGAUUAUGUUAUGUGUGAUUAUCGCAGUGAAGGAUGGUGGACCCUCCUCACUUCCAUACUGACAACAGCACUCAAAUGUUCAUAUCUGAUGGCCCAGCUGAAAGAUUACAUCACAUACUCUUUAGAGCUACUGGGCAGAGCAUCUACUCUUAAAGAAGAUCAGAAAUCUCGAAUAGAAAAAAAUCUCAUAAAAGUUCUGAUGAAUGAAAGCCCUGAUCCUGAACCUGAUUGUGACACUGCUGCUGUGAAAGCAUCACAGAAAUUGUGGGCUGACCGUGUUUCUUUGGCAGGCAGUAAUAUUUUUACGAUAGAAGUCCAAGAUUUUAUACCAUUUGUACAGUGCAAAGCAAAAUUUCUUGCUCCUAGUUUUCAUGUUGAUGUUCCUGUGCAGUUUGAUGUGUACUUGAGAGCUGAUUGUCCUCAUCCUAUCAGGUUUUCUAAGCUCUGCAUCAGUUUCAACAAUCAGGAUUACAACCAAUACUGUGUUGUAGAAGAAGCCUAUCAGAAAAGUGAUAUUCUAGAACAGUCACCACAAGGAACAAUGUGCUUAGUGCCUGGCAAAACAAGAAAGUUCUCUUUCAAAUUUGUUGCAAAAACUGAAGAUGUAGGAAAGAAGAUUGAGAUCACUUCUGUGGAUUUGAUCCUGGGAAGUGAAUCUGGCCGCUGUGUGAUUCUGAACUGGCGAGGAGGAGGGGGAGAUGCUUCCUCAUCUCAAGAAGCAUUGCAGGCAGCACGGUCCUUCAAGCGCAGACCUAAGCUUCCAGACAAUGAGGUGCACUGGGACACUUUGACAAUUCAGGCAAGCACGAUGAUUAUUUCUAGAGUGCCGAAUAUUUCCGUUCAGCUCCGUCAUGAACCUCCUGCCCUGACUAAUGAAAUGUAUUGUUUGAUUGUGACAGUCCAGUCACAUGAGGAGACAGUGGCCAAAGAUGUCAAGCUAACAGCAGGUUUAAAGCCAGGACAAGAUGCUAACCUGACUCAGAAAACUCAGGUGACUCUUCAUGGAACAGAUGCAUGUGAUGACUCUUUUCCUGCACUGCUUCCUGAUAUCCCUGUAGGAGACUUGCAACCAGGGGAAAAGCUGGAAAAACCAAUAUACAUCCGUUGUGGAACAGUUGGUGCAAGAAUGUUUCUGUUUUACAUUUCUUACUUAAUCAACACUGUUGUUGAGGGGAAAGAAAUCCUCUGCAGGUGUCACCGGGAUGAAACUGUAACCAUAGACACAGUAUUUCCUUUUGAUGUUGCCGUCAAAUUUGUCUCCACAAAGCUGGAACACUUGGACAGAGUAUUUGCAGAUAUACCAUUUUUACUGAUGACGGACAUCCUGAGUGCCUCUCCUUGGCCUCUCACUAUUGUAACAAGCAAGUUACAGCUGUCAGCUUCCAUGACCCCAGUAGAUCAACUGGAAUCUUAUGUGGAGAAUGUUGUUUUACAGACAGGUGAGAGUGCCAGUGAGUGCUUUUGCCUUCGAUGUCCUCCAGUUACUAAUGCUAGUGGAGUGGCAACUGGAUGUUAUAUAAUUUCCUGGAAGAGAAGUUCACCUGUGGAAAGUGUACCUGUUGUUAACACAGUCAUCACUCUGCCACAUGUGAUUGUAGAGAGCAUUCCCCUCCAUGUUAAUGCAGAUCUGCCAUCAUUUGGUCGAGUCCGAGAGUCCUUACCUGUGAGGUAUCACCUGCAAAAUAAGACCAAUUUAGUCCAGGAUGUGGAGGUGUCUGUGGAACCCAGUGAUGCCUUCAUGUUCUCUGGCCUGAAACAGAUCCGGCUACGAAUCCUUCCUGGCUCGCAGCAGGAAAUGCUGUAUAACUUCUAUCCUCUGAUGGCUGGCUAUCAGCAGCUGCCUUCUCUUCACGUUAACCUGAUGCGAUUCCCAAACUUCACCAACCAGUUGCUCAGACGUUUCAUACCGACACACAUUUUUGUGAAGCCUCAGGGUCGUCAAGCAGAUGACAACUCAGUUGCAGCUGCAUAACUUUGACACCUGUACCUCUGCACUUCAAGAAAUGGAUGUUGCACAGAAUAUGUAAAGCUCACUUUGGAAACAAGGCUUUGAUCAAACCAUAAGAAUUAAAUUUUAUUUUGGAAUUACAACUCUUAGCAGAACUAAUGUUUAAAAAAAAGCUAGUGUUUCAUAGACUUUCUUUAAGGAAUAAACACGUGGGGAAAUCUUGGUGCUUUAUUUAACGGGAGCAUUCUUUUGAAGUUAAUUUUGAAUGUCAAACUCUUAAAGUAUUAUUGAGGCAUAUUAAGUGUCUUGAAUAUUUAAGAAAUGCUAAUUCAUUUGACCAAACCUGAAAGAUGUUUUCACAGUUAACAGUGCAAAGUGCGAAGUUUGUAUUUACUGUUAGAGAUUUACAACAUUGAAAAUUAUCAUUUUUUACAGAAGUUUGUCCUGUGCCACUUGUGUUGAAGACAGAGCAGGUCGUGCAGUAGCACUGUAAAUUACAUUGUGCUAUUGCAAUUGAGCAGCUUACUUGUCCUUUAAAACCAUAACUCUCAAAAGGCACUAUUUCUCCUGGGUAAGCCAUACAUCCAAUUUUGAAUUCAGCAGCUAGUCUAAAGAACAGAGAUUCAGUCAUACCAGUUGGACUAUCCAACCUGGAGCUGGUGUGGUUUGGGGCUACUUUUACACAGUUUCCAGAUUAAAGACAUGUCUUGAUAUUCUCCUGCUGUGUGAAUUUAAAAAAUAAAUAUCCUACCAUUGUACAGCUCUGGAUGAAGUGGUGUGUAAAGUACAGUAAAAUAUGUAUAUAUAAAAAAUUGCAUUGUGAAAAUUUACAUUGUUUAACUUUCUAAAUAAUUACAUUUUGAUUGCUUGGGAAAUACCUUAUUUAUUGUCAAAGUGAAGUUCUAAUAAACUGCUUGUGACAGAGUA